Molecule: messenger RNA, 1016 nt
Organism: Medicago truncatula (barrel medic)
Lineage: Eukaryota; Viridiplantae; Streptophyta; Magnoliopsida; Fabales; Fabaceae
Product: transcription factor bHLH146
Exons: 1
Coding region: 303-842 (179 amino acids)
Biological process (GO): regulation of DNA-templated transcription
Source: RefSeq, a predicted model, not a curated record
CUGAUUUCAAGAGUAACCUCAUCACAACCAACACACCCUAAAAGCUUGUUUUUGCCUUCAUUCCCCUCAUCAUAGCUUACACAAGAAAGCACUAUAACUCUAGUUCAUUCCUUCACUUUCCACUUUACUUUUUUCUCUCUUUCUAUUUAUUCAUUAUUACAACUUCAUAUCAACAAUUCUUCUUCAUCUUCCUCAUCAAUUUUAUUGCACUACAUAUUUACAUAUAUAUUUUUUAUUUAGAUUUAACAAAAGGGUGUUUUUUUAGGUGAAAAAAUAUUGUCCAAUAUUUUUUCUUUGCUUUUAUGGAAGGUCAAAAAGCUAAACGCAAACGUGUUUAUUCAGUUGAACCAAACAAAGUAGUGCAAGCAAAAUUUACUAAAAACUACAUUAAUUAUUUAGCACCAGCUUUGAUGAAGAUCAAGGAAAGAAGAACUUCUAUAGAAGCCAAGAAUGUUGAAAGUGUUGUCAAGUAUGAAGUGGACAUGGCAAUGGUUUUUUCAUCUCAAGGUUUUGCAUGGAGUAAUGCUCUAAAAACCAAGCUUCAAAAGGAUGGUGAUGAAGGUUCAUCAAGGAUUAAUUAUCAACAAAAUGAAAUGGUCCCACUUGAUUUCUCUAAAAAAAUUUGUUCAAAAUCUGAGGCUAAUAAGAUUUUGGUUGAAGAAAAUAUUGAUGGUGAUGAAGAUGAAAUUGUGGAUGACCAAUUGAGGUGUCUAAGAAAAUUGAUACCAGGAGGAGAAGAGAUUAUAUGUGAUGAGGAAAUGGUGAAUGAAUUAGAGAGCUAUGUAAGUUGUUUGCAAAUGCAGGUGAAUAUUCUUCAGUGCCUCACUCAUCAGACAAGUUGAAUUAAUUAUAAUCUUGUAUGUUUUGUUGUUUAAUUAUAUGAGACAAGUGGAGAAAAUCUUUAACCAUAAUCUAUGUGUUACAUAUUUUUAAUAUUAUAAUAUAAUUGUCAAAUCAACAUUAGUGUAUUUUGUACUAUUGUUUUCAAAUGUAUGGAUAUAUGUAUAUAGUUUUAA